Messenger RNA from Hydatigera taeniaeformis, 423 nucleotides. The record is from the annotation of a GenBank genome assembly. NCBI's taxonomy places the organism in Eukaryota, Metazoa, Platyhelminthes, Cestoda, Cyclophyllidea, Taeniidae.
AUGGAAAGUUAUCUCGAGACUGGAGAACUCCACGCUAACUCAAUGUUCGCAGUGCUAUGUCCAAAUUUGAAAUCCAUGCAAUCAGUCAUUCAAGCCGAGGGCGAGCGAAAGGCGUCACGAGCUCUACGUGAGGCGAGUUUGAUGCUCAAUGAUAAGCCAGUUGCUUUGCAACUGCGGUACCUUCAAACCCUCUCGGGGAUCGCCGCUGAGCACCACUCGACUAUCAUCUUUCCCCUACCCAUUGAUUUAACUACCAGCUUCCUAAUGAGCAACCCUGCGCAAUCGAUGAAGGGCGGAGUCGGCGUUCAUCCCGGGGUUAACGGAACCCACACCACCGCCGUCGCCACCGCCACAACUAGUACCGCCACUACGGCCACCACCGUGUCCAGCGGCAACAACAACAGCUCUGACCUGAAUGUAUAG